Aureococcus anophagefferens is the source of this 1119-nucleotide messenger RNA. RefSeq lists its product as hypothetical. Bases 1 to 1119 code for a protein of 372 amino acids. The record is from RefSeq and is a predicted model, not a curated record. The transcript has 4 exons. NCBI's taxonomy places the organism in Eukaryota, Pelagophyceae, Pelagomonadales, Pelagomonadaceae.
AUGAUCCUUAGCCACGCUUUGCGCCAGGAGCAAAAAGGGGGACCAGCACUGGUCCUUAUACUCCGCCGCGCCCCCAAAGACUUUGCCCACGAGGCUGUCCUCCCCGUACCGAAAACCGGAGGCACCGUUUCGCUAGCGUACCGAUGUUUAAGGAUUAUAUUACCUCUGAUCUCCCCGGGUAUUCUAGUAGCACUAGCGCGGACUCUCAGCCUGGAUAACACCAAGGCAGCCCUCGCUAGAUGUGAGAUAAGAAAGAGAGAAAAGAUACGGCGACGCGUAUCUUUCGGAUCUGCGAUCCGACCGCGGCUCUCUGAGGCGGAGCCAACUCCUGGAGCUGGCGCUUACUCGAUAAAGACCACGAUUCUUGGGAAUGUACCUGAUUCAAAGAUACACUCGGCACCGCAAUUUUCCCUCCGGUCCCGUGAAAAGUUCGGCAACCCCAUGCUUCGCGCUCUUGAUACAGAAACGGCACGACAGCCUGGGCCUGGCUGGUACACUCCAAAACAGGUUAAUCCGAAAGACGACAACGCACCAAAAUAUUCAUUUCCAAAGGGUCAUUUCAUCAAAGAUAAAGCCCGGCUCUCGCCAGGACCUGGCGCGUAUGUCAUACCUUCGUCAGUCGGCAAGCAGGUUCUCUCGACAAAAUCAAACAACAACGGCAUGGGUUUCGGCCAGGGCGAACGACCACCACUCUUGCGCGUGCACAACGACGUUGGCCCUGGCGAGUAUGGAGUGGGUAUAUCUGCGUGCAAAAAGCAAGUAGAUUCCCGAAAAAAAACUUCUGGAUUUGUCAAGUUCUCCCGCUGUGCACGUGACAAGGCAACAUCUACAUCCGCAAAGGACGAGGAGGAGGCCCUUCCAGGCCCAGGAACUUACCAGCUCCCCCCUGGGCUUUGCGGUGGUGGAUCGUCUUACCCCUUGAGGUUCAUAGUGCAGUGGAUAUAUGCCGGCUUAGUUGCUCACUUGUAUCUUUUGUACGAGGAUACGCGGAUGUGGUAUCCUCUUCUUUCUUUCUCUUGCACACUUUUAGUGACCGUCCUCCGUGGACCUUCUGAGGCCGCGCGAAGCUGUCGGGACGCCGACGCGGCGAAUAGCAGCACGCUGGUGACCGGCUGGUGA